This is a messenger RNA of Manacus vitellinus (golden-collared manakin), 2293 nucleotides long. It is a transcript of the gene OGFOD3, whose product is annotated as 2-oxoglutarate and iron dependent oxygenase domain containing 3. Gene Ontology annotation, molecular function: iron ion binding; L-ascorbic acid binding; oxidoreductase activity, acting on paired donors, with incorporation or reduction of molecular oxygen. The coding region runs from base 1 to 1227 and encodes 408 amino acids. The transcript is spliced from 10 exons. The record is from RefSeq and is a predicted model, not a curated record. Gene Ontology annotation, cellular component: membrane. NCBI's taxonomy places the organism in Eukaryota, Metazoa, Chordata, Aves, Passeriformes, Pipridae.
AUGUGCCCGAAGCUCUGCACCAGCGGCACCACGUCCAGGCCCUGCGCCCGCGCCCGGCUCAGCACAGCCCGGAGCUCCGCGGGGCUGGGGAGAGACACGUCAGUGCCCCAGGGCACCGGGGGGUACCGGGCAGGCGUGCGGUGCCCGCAGCGGCUCCAGCGGCCCCGUAUACGGGAAGGUGUCCUCAUAUUCCAGCAGCAGCCCGGUGGCACCGAGGGCACGGAACAGCGGCAGCACCUGCGGGAGGGAGGGGACGGGGGGGAGCGGCCGGGCCGGGAUGAGUCCUGUUGUCCCCCUCCCCUCCUCACCUGUGCCAACGCCAGGAAGGGCCGGUCCCGGCAGGACCCGCGGGGAUGGCGGGCGAAGGCAGCGGCCCUGCUCCUCCUCUUCACCGCGGCCGUCGGCGGCCUCGUGCUCUGGAGCCGCCUGCUCGCCCAGGGUGGGAUCUCCGGGGAUGGGAUCCUCCAGGAUGGGGUCACCGAGGUGCUGGCACAUCGCAGCGACAGCCUGCGGGACAAGUUCGUGGAGAUCCCCUGCUCGGAGGACUACGACAGCCACAGGCGGUUUGAAGGGUGCACUCCUAGGAGGUGUGGAAGGGGUGUGAGCGAUGCCAUAAUCACAAGGGAAGAAGCUGAAAGAAUCCGUAGAAUAGCAGAGAGGGGACUGUCCUUGGGAGGAUCUGAUGGAGGGGCAUCAAUUUUGGACUUGCACUCUGGAGCUCUUUCCCUGGGGAAGCAUUUUGUUAAUUUGUACAGGUACUUUGGGGACAAAAUUCACGACAUCUUCACGGAAGAGGAUUUUGCAUUGUAUAGGGAUGUCAGACAGAGAAUUCAACAAAGGAUUGCUGAGGUGUUUGGGAUCAGCUCUUCCUCCAUGUACCUGACCAAGCCAACCUUCUUCUCCAGAAUGAACAGCACAGAGGCCAAGACAACCCAUGAUGAGUACUGGCACCCCCAUGUUGACAAGGUGACUUAUGGCUCUUUUGACUACACCUCUCUGCUCUACCUCUCUGACUACACCCAGGACUUCGGGGGAGGACGAUUUGUCUUCCUGGAUGCAGAUUCCAACAAGACAGUCGAGCCCCGAGCAGGCCGGGUUUCCUUUUUCACCUCUGGGUCGGAGAACCUUCACCGUGUGGAGAAGGUUCUCUGGGGCACUCGCUUUGCCAUCACCAUCUCCUUCACCUGCAACCCGGAGCACGGCAUCGGGGACCCAGUCCUGGGGUGACUCCUCUGGGGAUGGAGCACGAGGGCAAAUGGAAGGAGAGAAGCCCUGCAAGAGGAGAGGAAAAAGGGAGAUGACAUCUCUUGUUUUACCCCCACAUUCAAUCAGAAUUGCCCAGCUGUGUCAAUGGAUUAUAAUACACUUUGUUUUCACGUGACCUUUUCCGUAAGGACCAUGUCAGAUCUGAUGAAUUCUGAAAAUGGUUUGUUCUGUCCCAAAGAGUUCUUGAGUGGGCUCGUCAUUCUUUUUUUUUUAGUACUAUUUUUUUAAAAAUUCUUCAGUUUAAAAGAUACAAACCAUCUUUUGGGCCAUGCCUUGAUAUGUCUCCCCAUGCUGCUGCUACCUGUUUAAUUCUUUAGCCUUUUCAGUUACUCAUGUGAUGUAGAAAGUUUAACCUAAGUUAACUGAGCAAGGUGAGUGUUAUUUUGAACACACUUCCUGUUGAGAGGAAUGGAUUCUCCUGAGCAUGGGCAUUAGUGGGCAGUACACCUGGGGUUUGGCUACUGGGACUUACUUGAACUUCUGUUUUAAUUGAACUACUACUAUUUUUUGCUACAAACAGGGACUAGUUAAUACAAGGUCAGCAAUACAAUUCUCUGGCCAGAAAGCCUAUUGCUUUUGGAUUGCAAAUGCUUUGUGCAGGGAAUGUCACUGCACUAGAUCCCUUUGAUCAGAAUGCAGCAUUCCCAUUCUGAAGCAAAUGUUGAUCUGUUAUAUUCCUAGGAUGUAUAAUUUCUAUGAAACACUGAAAAUCUGGGAAUGUGCUUUGAUUUUUAAUUUUUUUUAAAAAAAAUUCUAUUCAUACAGUUUUGAUUCCUUAAUCUACCUUUUUAUGGAAAUAGUAAGUAUUGGGGGGAUUACCCUGCAGAUCAGUAUAAAGGGGAAUGGUGACAGGACACCUGGCCUUGUGAGUGCUCUCACUGGGCACACCAGCAAGGUUAGGCCUCUGUCAUUUGAUUUCUUUGUUCUCAAACCUGAAAAAGGCUUCCUUGUCUGUGCUAACAAGGAAGGGUUGUUAAAAAUGCUGGAUGCAAGGAAACAAUAAAGUCAAUUGCGUUUCCUAUUGAAA